CAUGACAAAUUUUAAUUUCGCCCGCAAGCCAUGGCUCUGCAUGUGCAAAGCUAUCUCUCGCGUGUAUAUAUACAGCUCACGUAUGCAGCAAUCAGAUUCAGUUCACCAUAGUAGCUAAGCUAGCACAGGUUGCAACGAGCAGAGAGCUAGGCGAAAUCGAUCGGAAUUCGGAGAUGGCGCGCCGUGGCCAUGUGUUCGCCGUGGUGGCGUUCGUCAGCUACGCGCUGCUCGCCGCCGCCUCGACGACGGUGGAGGCGUUCGCGGCGUCGGGCUGGAGCAAGGGCACCGCCACCUUCUACGGCGGCAGCGACGCCUCCGGCACCAUGGGCGGUGCGUGCGGGUACGGCAACCUGUACACGCAAGGGUACGGGACGCGGACGGCGGCGCUGAGCACGGCGCUGUUCGACGACGGCGCGUCGUGCGGGCAGUGCUACGCGCUGACCUGCGACGCGAGGGCGGACCCGCGGUGGUGCCGCGCGGGGGCGUCGGUGACGGUGACGGCCACCAACUUCUGCCCGCCCAACUACGCGCUCCCCAGCGACGACGGCGGCUGGUGCAACCCGCCGCGGCCGCACUUCGACAUGGCGCAGCCGGCGUGGGAGCGGAUCGGCGUGUACCGGGGCGGCAUCGUGCCGGUGGCGUUCCGCCGCGUGCCGUGCCGGAGGCGCGGCGGCGUGCGGUUCACGGUGGCCGGGCGGGACUACUUCGAGCUGGUGCUGGUGACGAACGUGGCGGCGGCUGGGUCGGUGAGGUCGAUGGAGGUGAGGGGCAGCCGCCGUGGCGCCGGGUGGAUGGCCAUGUCGCGCAACUGGGGCGCCAACUGGCAGUCGCUGGCGUACCUCGACGGGCAGGGCCUCUCGUUCCGGGUCACCGCCACCGACGGCCAGACCAUCGUCUUCGCCGGCGUCGUGCCGCCGUCGUGGAGGUUCGGCCAGACGUUCGCGAGCACCCAGCAGUUCAUGUAGCUAGUCUCACUCUCGCUCGGGUUCCCUUUGGUUGGCACUUGGCAGUGGCGUUGUUUGCUAUACUUUGCUCUCUUCUGUUGGUGUUUAAUUAGCAGCCCGCCAACGAUUUGUGCUAUGUAAUCGUGUUAAUUUGACAGUUUUUGUGGUGUAUUGAGAAGACUUGUCCACGUAUCAAUCUAGCACAAAUUGCUUUGCAAA
This is a messenger RNA of Oryza sativa Japonica Group (Japanese rice), 1163 nucleotides long. The record is from RefSeq and is a predicted model, not a curated record. Lineage: Eukaryota; Viridiplantae; Streptophyta; Magnoliopsida; Poales; Poaceae.